GUCGUUUUCAAGAAAGUCGCCACAAGAGAUCAUUCGAACUAAAAAAAGCAAAACAGAUCUCUCCUGCCGUCUUUGGUUACUUCCGGCGGAGAACGAUGUCUCCGAUACCGGAAAGGGCAAAGCUUCACAUAGCUAUGGUGGUGUUUCAGACAGGCUACGCUGGUAAUCACGUGAUCAUGAGAUAUGCUCUAAACUUAGGAGUAAGCAAGCUCGUCUUCCCACUUUACCGCACCAUCGUCGCUUUCUCUGUUCUUGCUCCCUCUGCUUACUUCCUUGAAAAAAAAGAAAGACCGGCGAUGAAAAUCAGUUUUCUGAUUCAAUUCUUCCUUCUUGGACUCGUUGGGUAUGAUCUUGUCUUUAUAUCUUGGAGUCAAGAUCAAUGACAAAAAACUUUUGAUUACAAUACUCAUUUUUGGUUAUAGAAUAACGUUAAACCAAGGAUUUUACAUCUUUGGAUUGGACAAUACCUCACCAACAUUCGCAUCAGCAACUGAAAAUGUUGUUCCUGCUGUUUCAUUCCUCAUGGCAGCGUUGCUCGGAAUAGAGAAGGUGGAAUGGAAGAGGAAAGAUGGUAUAGCCAAAGUGGUGGGGACAAUUGUAUCUGUCGCAGGCUCUUUGGUUAUAACACUCUAUAAAGGACCAACCAUUUACCAACCGAGUCUGAAUAUAGUGAACCAAACUAUUAAACCUGAAGAAGCAGAGGAAGAAAACAAGAACUGGACGUUGGGAUGUCUCUGUUUGAUGGGUCACUGUUUAUGUUGGUCAAGUUGGAUUGUGUUACAAUCACCAUUGCUUAAAAAGUACCCAGCUCGCUUCUCCUUCGUCUCCUAUUCUUGCUUUUUCGCAGUGAUACAGUUCUUUGGAAUUUCGGCUUAUUUCGAGAGAGAUCUAGAGAGGUGGAAGAUAAUAUCAGGAGGCGAAUUAUACGCGUUACUCUACACUGGUUUAGUUGGUUCAGCAAUGGUGUUUGCAAUACAAAUAUAUGUAGUGGAAAGAGGAGGACCUCUGUUUGUAUCAGCGUAUUUGCCUCUUCAAACUUUGAUUGCUGCUGUUUUAGCUACUUUAGCUCUUGGUGAACACUUUUACCUUGGAGGAUUGAUAGGUGCAAUACUAAUCAUGAGUGGACUAUACUUAGUUGUGAUGGGAAAGAGUUGGGAGAAUCAAGCUCUUUGCCAACAACAACAACACAUGAUUUCUUCAGCAGCAUCAGAUUUUGGUGAUGAAGAAGACUACCAUAAUAAUAAACCAAGAUCUCCUAUUAGUCAACCAUUAAUUUCUUCCUAAAUUUUGUUAGAUCCUAUUUAUGUCUUAAAUUCCUAGUUCCUACUCUCUUCCUCAUUAAAAUCGAAAUGGACCCGGUUGACGAAAUAGAGAUAAAAAUAAAUUUGGUUAAAA
This is a messenger RNA of Arabidopsis thaliana (thale cress), 1395 nucleotides long. RefSeq names its product nodulin MtN21 /EamA-like transporter family protein (gene UMAMIT6). The transcript has 5 exons. Gene Ontology annotation, biological process: transmembrane transport. The coding region runs from base 346 to 1284 and encodes 312 amino acids. Gene Ontology annotation, cellular component: membrane. Gene Ontology annotation, molecular function: transmembrane transporter activity. The record is from RefSeq and is marked reviewed. Lineage: Eukaryota; Viridiplantae; Streptophyta; Magnoliopsida; Brassicales; Brassicaceae.